AUGACAUACUACUCGGAUUCAAUUGGAUUGCCGCCUUCAGACAAGACCCGCUGGCGGCUCAGAACCGAUGACCUCGGCAGAGAAACUUGGCACUAUCUCUCAGAGACCGAGAGUCUCGCGGAACCCCAGACUAAUACCACCAAGUACCUAUUGGACAUGGCCGAUUUCAAGGGGCCGCCGGCAGAAAAAAAAAUCACCACGGCCAUGGAGUCGGCCAUGAAAGGUGCGGAGUUCUUGAGCCACAUCCAGGAGGAAUGCGGCAUCUUCGCAUGCCAGUAUAAGGGCCCCAUGUUCAUGACUGUGGGAUAUGUUUUUGCGUCGUAUUUCACGAAAACCCCGAUUCCGGACGUAAAGAAGCACGAGAUGAUCCGGUACAUUGUCAACACCGCUCACCCGGUAGAUGGUGGCUGGGGAUUGCAUUCUGUGGACAAGUCAACGUGUUUUGGCACCACCAUUAACUAUGUCGUGUUGCGGCUCUUGGGCUUGCCCAAAGACCACAUGGUGUGUGUGAAAGCCCAGAAAACACUCUUCAAAUUGGGAGGGGCGUUGGGAAAUCCCCAUUGGGGCAAGGCCUGGCUCUCCCUUUUGAAUUUAUAUGGAUGGGAAGGCGUGAACCCAGCCCCCCCUGAAAUGUGGCUCCUUCCAUAUUCCCUUUCUAUCCACCCAGCCCGCUGGUGGGUACACACAAGAGCAAUCUAUUUACCGCUUGCUUAUUUAAGCGCGAACAGGAGUACAUGUCAAGUCGACCCGCUCUUGGAACAAAUCAGGUCAGAAAUCUACUUACCGCGUCAGUUGCCAUACGCGUCCAUUGACUUUUCCGCCCAUAGAAACACUGUAUGUGGCGUUGAUCUCUACUAUCCGCACACGAAAAUCUUGGACACCUUGAACUGGUGUAUAGCCAAGUACGAGAAAUACGUGCGGCCCAAAUGGCUCCUCAAGCAAACCAACAAAACGGUAUACGACCUCAUCCAGAAAGAGUGUCAGAACACUGAGUACUUGUGCAUCGCGCCGGUGAGUUUCGCAUUCAACAUGAUCGUCACGUAUUUGGAGGAAGGCGCGGAUUCUAAAGCGUUCCAGUGCUUUUUGGAAAAAAAAGAUGAUGUCGUGUUCCAUGGACCCCAGGGAUUGACUGUCAUGGGCACAAACGGGGUGCAGGUCUGGGAUGUUGCUUUCAUGUGCCAGUACUUGAUUAUGGCGGGCUUACUGGGGCACCCACAGUACCACGACAUGAUUUUGAAAGGAUACUGGUUUUUAAGAAGAUCUCAGUUCACUGAUGAAUGCGUAGAGGGCUCCUACAGAGACAAGAGGAAAGGAGCAUGGCCAUUUAGCACGAAAACACAGGGCUACACUGUUAGCGACUGCACUGCCGAGGCCAUGAAAGCUAUUAUCAUGGUUGAGAACGAUGAUUACCUUGGACAUCAAAUUGAACACAAGAUUGAACGGCAGAGUCUUGAGGAUGCCGUCGAUAGGAUUCUCUUUAUUCAGAACACAGACUCUUUUGAGUAUGGAUCUUUCUCGGCGUAUGAGAAGAUUCGGGCCUCUCCCAUGAUGGAAUGGCUUUCUCCUGCUGAAGUCUUCAACCAGAUUAUGGUCGAAUAUCCAUACGUCGAGUGCACGGAUUCUUCCGUGUUUGGAUUGCUCUAUUUUUCGAAAUACUACCCGGACUACAAGCCUGAUGUCAUUCUGCACUCCAUCGACAUUGCUAUUGCCUAUAUUGAAAAUGCUCAGGACAAACAAGAUGGUUCAUGGUACGGCUCAUGGGGCGUAUGUUACACAUACGCUGCCAUGUUUGCCGUUGAAGCGCUCGAGUCGGUGGGAAAAGUAUAUGGCAAUUCUGAGGUUGUCAAAAAGGGUCUUGACUUCUUGGUAGCAAAGCAGGAGACUGACGGAGGCUGGAGUGAAUCAAUGAAGGCUUGCGAAACCCAUACCUAUGUUCCUAAUGGACAAUCUAUGGUCGUCCAAACUGCUUGGGCGGUGAUUGCUCUCAUAUUGGGUGAGUUUCCUGAGAGAGGGCCCAUUGACAAGGGCAUCCAAUUGAUUAUGCAAAGACAAUCACUUGAAGGCGAAUGGAAAUUCGAGGAUGUUGAAGGUGUUUUUAAUCACAGCUGUGCUAUCGAGUACCCGACCUACAAGUUUCUAUUCCCAAUCAAAGCCCUCGGGCUAUAUGCUGCAAGAUUUGGCCAGCACGCUGCGCCCCUCAGAUAA
Molecule: messenger RNA, 2205 nt
Organism: Metschnikowia bicuspidata var. bicuspidata NRRL YB-4993
Lineage: Eukaryota; Fungi; Ascomycota; Pichiomycetes; Serinales; Metschnikowiaceae
Gene: ERG7
Product: lanosterol synthase
Exons: 1
Coding region: 1-2205 (734 amino acids)
Biological process (GO): ergosterol biosynthetic process; triterpenoid biosynthetic process
Cellular component (GO): lipid droplet
Molecular function (GO): lanosterol synthase activity
Source: RefSeq, a predicted model, not a curated record